AUGAGUAAUCAAACAGUAACCUACACAGAAUUGAAUCUGACAAAGUUCCCCAAAAGCCAGAAAACCAAAAUUAAGGAUGCUAAUUGCUCCAUUUCAACUACUGAACAGGAAAUAACUUAUGUGGAAUUAAACCUUCAUAAUGUGUCUCAGGAUCUUCAAAAUAACAACAGGAAUCUCUACUGCAGAGAUUUCUCAUCAUCUCCAGAGAAGCUUAUUGCUGGAGUCCUAGGAAUCAUCUGCAUUGCCCUGAUGGCCAGUAUAAUAACCAGUACAGUUAUGUUUAAUAUUCCUUGUUAUCCUUGUUUUCGUUGUCCUGAUGAUUGGUUUCCCUAUUCCAACAAUUGCUAUUACUUUAGUAUUGAAAAAAAAACCUGGGAUGAGAGUCGGAUUUCUUGUGCUUCUAAAAAUUCAAAUCUAUUUCAUAUAGAUAACGAAGAAGAGUUGAAGUUUAUAAGAUUUUUAUCACCUAAUUCAUGGAUUGGACUUUCUCGUCAACAUCAUAAUCAUCCAUGGCAUUGGAUUAAUGGUACAUACUACAACAAAAAGGAAGAUGAUGGCUGGGAUCGUGGGAAUCAUCUGCGUUGUGUUGAUGGCCAGUCUUAUCGUUGUGGUCAUUGUCCAGAUGAUUGGUUUUCCUAUGCCAACAAGUGCUAUUAUAUUAGUAUUGAACGAAAACCCUGGAAUGUGAGUCGGAUGUCAUGUGCUUCUAAAAAUUCAAGUCUAUUUCAUAUAGAUAAUGAGGAAGAAAAGGAAGACAUGCAGAAUUUCAGAAUGAAUCAUAUAAACCUCUUGAAAAACUACAAGAAGGCCUUAGAAACUUAG
Messenger RNA from Elephantulus edwardii (Cape elephant shrew), 822 nucleotides. Its product is annotated as NKG2-A/NKG2-B type II integral membrane protein-like. The coding region runs from base 1 to 822 and encodes 273 amino acids. The record is from RefSeq and is a predicted model, not a curated record. The transcript is spliced from 7 exons. NCBI's taxonomy places the organism in Eukaryota, Metazoa, Chordata, Mammalia, Macroscelidea, Macroscelididae. Gene Ontology annotation, biological process: stimulatory C-type lectin receptor signaling pathway; positive regulation of natural killer cell mediated cytotoxicity.